This is a messenger RNA of Bombus huntii, 3122 nucleotides long. RefSeq lists its product as uncharacterized. The record is from RefSeq and is a predicted model, not a curated record. Bases 564 to 2156 code for a protein of 530 amino acids. The transcript has 11 exons. Lineage: Eukaryota; Metazoa; Arthropoda; Insecta; Hymenoptera; Apidae.
ACCGGAAAGAGUUAUAUGGAUAUGUAUACUUACAAUUAGUUGUGUAUAAAACAGUUCAUCAAUUUUUAUACAAUGUAAAGAUGAAUUGUAAUAUAAACACGCCUAAGUACGAAAAGAAAACGGAGUUCUCAAUCUUCAUUUGAUCAAAGACAAAAUCGAAGCUAUUAUACCUAUCAAACGUUUGUACUCUUAAAAUUAUUCACAAUUUACAACUCAUUAAUCUGAAGACAGUCACAUAACAAACGAGAGGAAGCCGUGACGAAAUGAUUAGGGAAUACUUAAGGGAUCGGCAUAAAUUUUCCAAGGGAAAAUCGUACUAAUCGGGAUUUACCGAUUGGAUUAUGAAAUCAUGCUUUCUAUGGUUCUUUCCGGUAUUUAUUGCAACUAUUCUCGUUAAUAUAGGAAGGUAUAUAAACAUAAACACCAACAUCAUACUUGUUUUAUUUAAAGUUCAAUUGUACAAUUAGAAGAAUGUUAUUAUUAAUUAAUUAUAUGAAACUGAGACUAUAACAUUUCAUUUAAAAAUAUAUGCUUCAUCACGUUACUGUUGCGAAUGUAGGGUGAUGGGUGUUAAUACUUUCAAACAUGAACAAAACAUUGGCACGGUGUUAUUUGAGAAAAGUGAUACAGCUAAACAUUGUUGGACCACGGAGGAAUUUAUUAUCUUAAAUAGUCGACGAAUGUUUCAAGAUCUCUUACCAAAGGUGAAAGUUCUAAAUUAUGAGAACGAUCGGUACAUCGCGCUGCUGAUGGAUUACUUUCACAUUUGUCUGGAAAACGUGCGUAAGCUGUCGAUAGGAAAAACGAAGCACCUGAUGCUGAAAGCCCUGGCGGACACGAUGGGCGGUUACUUGCAGGUUUACAUUUUGCCCCUCACCAAACACUCCUAUUACGCGGGCAACGUAAAGUACCGAAAUGCUAGAAAACUAUUCGAACUGUACGAACAGCUGAAGGUUUUUUUACGAAGCAACGGAGCUGGUUGGCUAAAUCCUUCGAAGAAGAUAAAACAGACGAAGAUUCAAGCGAUAGUGAUUACGUCGCCGAAAUCGUCGUCGGUUGCGUGCGAUGGGGUUAUUACUUACUCUGCAUCUUCGAUCGCUAACAGGCGAGAGACGAAACGUUUCACGUUCAAGCAGAAAAAGAGGCAUGUUCCGAAGCACAAAAUUAAAAGUACAAAUCCGAGGCACAAAGAUGAAUCUGAUCGAGACAACGAAUCGAUUAUCAUCCCUCUUCCUUUCCUGGACGACGAUACACAGCCAAAUAGUAUCGCGUUACCUUUUAAGAAGAACACCUUGCAGUCUUUAUACAGUGAACGAUCGACUUUUGCAUUGGUCAAAUACUACAUAGCUAGCGUGAAGUGUAUCGUCUCGAAAUCGAGAGAAAAAACUGAGCUGGAGGCCUUUAAUCGGGAGUUUUACGAUUGGCUGCAGCAAUCCGUGCAACGACACCUUGAUGAUGAGAAAUGGUACCCGGCGUUCGGCGGUGUAUUGAGGGUGAUCGCCUCGUUGGAGGAAGCAGGCGCGGGAACCGGUCCUACUAAGGGAGCAAAAAGUGGAACGUAUGAGAUUAUGCCCAAAACAGACAUGCAACAAACUAUUGAGCCCGAGGAAGCCGUGCCACCUCUGUACAAAGAAGAGGAAACGGGAGUCCCACUAGGAACGGCCGAAUUAAUAUCGAUUGCAGUGGUGAGCGCGUUACUAGUGUGGUUGCUGGUGGGCUUGAGUUUGGUCUGCUACAGAUUCCUUACGAAACACUCGGACGAGUGCGUCUCAUAUGAACCACAGGAUCCUCCAGUUGCUGUUUUGUACGAAAAUAAAGAAUACUGCCAACCUGAUACGUGUCCAACACAAUCACCUCGUAAGAGUUUGCUGGAAAGAAUUAAGGAUUAUUGGAAGAACAGGUUUGGUAAAUGUCAUGGAGGUUGUCAAGAUCGUAUGGACGAGGAACGUUGUUUAGCCGCAAUUAGUUAUACUAGCAAAGACACGAUCGACGUUAGUCAUAGUAGCAGAAGUUAUCAGAAAAGGAAAAUAAAUAAAUCGGUUUCAGCGAUGUUAUCGUGUCAUCGAAAGGAGCAUGUUCCCAUCAGAAAAGUUUGUUAUAGUUCAGAUGGCUCGUUAACCACGAAUACGGAGAGUCCGGAGAGCAAACCCAGAUAAUAAAAGGUUAUAAGUUUUCAUUUAUCUUUUAAUACAUCCCUUUUUAGUAUGUACGACGUAAUAAAUACAAUCAAUUACAAAUAAAAUCACCUUUCUAAUUAUUGCUAUCUAAGUAUAAUAAUUUUUAAGUACGUUAUAUAAUAACUAGGUAUUUUUAUCCCUUUGAUAAUAAAAUUGUAAUGUUAUGAUAAUGUGACCGAUUUAGAAAAUAAUUAUUUUUUUAUCCUUACAAGACUUUAUAUUUCUAAUAUAAAAUAAUAUAAGUAAAAAAUACGUAAUGUAAUGUAAGAAUACGUCCAUUUAAACAAAAAAUUAAGAUAUUUUUAAUGAUUUUCUCCACAAAAUUUCAAAAAAUCUCUAACUUUUGUUCCCUACAUACGAUUUAUCAUGUUUUUUUUCGUGACCUUUAUACACUUAUUGCCCCAAUAAUAAUAAAUGAUUAAACACACGUUAAAAGAAUUUUUUCAUCUCGAAUCCCCGUCAAGAAUGACAAGGUGGCCAGUCCGUUAUCGUAGGGGACGCGAGAGGGCAGUUUUAAUUUUAUUACAAUCGCGUUCUGCAGAGGCGGCUAGCAGUCGAUUGCACUUUGUUAUGCCGGCCGCGUACGUGCGGAUUGCAUUCAAUGAAUGCACGUUCCCGAAGCGUGCAGCCGAAGAGCCACGCGCUGCAACUUGUUGCAACAGGGCCGCGGAGUCGAAUGCCGGCAUCUCCUGGUUUAUCAAACGCGUCGCAACAGCAGCGCCAUCUGGCCUCGGAAGCGUGUCGAGUGUCGGCCACGGCGAUCAGGACAGUCAGUGUCGCGCGAUACGUUUAAGGGUAAAGGUAUUUUGCGUUGUCCUCUCGAUAUACUUUCGAUCGUGUACUGUCGUCAGUGCUUCGAAUCGGUAAACAUUCCAUACUAAAUGUGAUACAAUUGAACUUCGUUACAUGCUUUCUUAUUCACGCUUGAUAAUACUCGUUGUCGAA